CUUGACCGUUUCGACAGCCUCCUGCGUUACUAACACAGCCCAUCGACAACAGAAGGUUCGAUUCGUCAAGUCGAAAGUCCAACCUCCAACAUGGCCGAUUCUCAGGUUACUCUGCGCACGCGCAAGUUCAUCCGCAACCCCCUCCUCGGACGCCGCCAGAUGGUCGUCGAUGUCCUCCACCCCAACCGCGCCAACGUCUCCAAGGACGAGCUCCGUGGCAAGCUCGGUGAGCUCUACAAGGCCAAGAAGGACGAUGUCUCUGUCUUCGGCUUCAAGACACACUUCGGUGGUGGCAAGAGCACCGGCUUCGCCCUCAUCUACGACUCCGCCGAGGCCAUGAAGAAGUUCGAGCCCCGCUACAGGCUCGUCAGAUACGGCAUGGCCACCAAGGUCGAGAAGGCCUCUAGGCAGCAGCGCAAGCAGCGCAAGAACAGGAUGAAGGAGCUCCGGGGCACAGCCAAGACCAAGGGUGGCGCGAAGAAGGACAAGAAAUAAGCGGUUUCGCUACGACAAUGAUCACGACGAAGGUCAUGUUCGGGGUGGAGCGGCGAUUCUUCUGGGACUGGUUCGCCUGGUUCUUUAUCAUGGUGGACAUGGAGUUGCAGCGGGCAUCGGCAUCGUGUACAGCAACUGCGAACGCCUGAAAAUUACUUGCGGACAGGAACGACACUACGGAUGGCGUUUGAGAUUCCUUGUCUGCUAACCAUCAAUGCAUAUCAUGGAUCUUUCGAUUUUCCAAACAACGCCAUCAAUUCGCACUUCCACCCUCCGCGCCCAGUCCCAUCCUUUUUACCAACUUGUUUGUAACAAUCGGCAGUGGUUCGCUAUUGCCUGUCGAUUUUGAACUCCGGCCUGCUUUUCAGAUGUCAUUCGCGAAAAAACGCCGAUGCCUGUAGAUCUCAUGCCGCAGCUACCUGAGUUAUGCCAAUUCGUGAGCCGGGGUCGAUAGAUCCCAUGCACGCAGAAACGAUAGUUCCUGAUUCU
This is a messenger RNA of Didymella exigua CBS 183.55, 984 nucleotides long. Its product is annotated as 40S ribosomal protein S24. The record is from RefSeq and is a predicted model, not a curated record. The coding region runs from base 91 to 495 and encodes 134 amino acids. Gene Ontology annotation, molecular function: structural constituent of ribosome. Gene Ontology annotation, cellular component: ribosome. Gene Ontology annotation, biological process: translation. Lineage: Eukaryota; Fungi; Ascomycota; Dothideomycetes; Pleosporales; Didymellaceae. The transcript is spliced from 4 exons.